GAAAGGGUAAAUUCGUCAAAAAAAGCUCUAUAAACCCUAAACCCUCACGUCGGCCCCUUUCUUCUUUCUCCAGUCGACAUAGCGAGAGACGAACAGCGCACAAGCAGCAUCCUUUGUUCCCGGCUUUUCGCCUAAACUCUCUUAGGAUUUUGUAAGAAAUGGAACACGGGUCGUUGACUGAUCCCAGCCAAUCCACAUUUUCUUUGGUUGACGAGGAUCACACAUUUGCAAAUGCCGUCAGGUUCACUUUGAACCAGGAUCCAAGGACAAAAUUUUGUGGGUACAGCAUUCCUCAUCCAUCGGAUAACCGAGUUAAUAUUAGAAUCCAGACAACAGGUGAUGCAGCAAAAACCGUAUUCACAGAUUCAUGUCAGGAUCUCAUGGUGAUGUGCCAACACGUGAGGAGCACUUUUGACAAGGCUGUUGUUGAUUUUCGAAUGAGUAAAUCCGUAAAUGGCAUGGAUAUCGACUCAAAUAACUAAACCUCGACAUCGGAUUAAAGUUGCCAAACCCAAUGGUCGGACCAGAUUGAGAACGAAACUUUGGGUGUUGCAGGAUUUUUGUGUCUUUAAAUUUUAUGACGGUGUUGCAUAUGAUGAUACAUAAUAUUUUCGUACCCUUUUCCUUGUCUAUUUCUGGUAAAAUAGGUUGGCAUGCUUUCUGAA
Pyrus x bretschneideri (Chinese white pear) is the source of this 665-nucleotide messenger RNA. RefSeq names its product DNA-directed RNA polymerases I and III subunit RPAC2. Gene Ontology annotation, cellular component: RNA polymerase III complex; RNA polymerase I complex. The transcript is spliced from 4 exons. Gene Ontology annotation, molecular function: DNA-directed RNA polymerase activity; protein dimerization activity. Bases 159 to 482 code for a protein of 107 amino acids. The record is from RefSeq and is a predicted model, not a curated record. NCBI's taxonomy places the organism in Eukaryota, Viridiplantae, Streptophyta, Magnoliopsida, Rosales, Rosaceae. Gene Ontology annotation, biological process: DNA-templated transcription.